Molecule: messenger RNA, 2017 nt
Organism: Panicum hallii
Lineage: Eukaryota; Viridiplantae; Streptophyta; Magnoliopsida; Poales; Poaceae
Product: dof zinc finger protein 2-like
Exons: 2
Coding region: 536-1609 (357 amino acids)
Biological process (GO): regulation of DNA-templated transcription
Molecular function (GO): DNA-binding transcription factor activity; DNA binding
Source: RefSeq, a predicted model, not a curated record
UCUCUCACCUGCCGGGUUGGAUCUUGAUGUCUUGUUCUUCCUCUUUGGCCCGCCUUGGUCACGGAGCUUUGCUUUCUUAUGGGAGUAUGUGGGCGUGAUGAUCCGUCUCGCCGGCAAGCAGGCAGGCAGGCUUUGUUCUUCUUGGAUACCGCCAUGGCGAACCUUUUAUUCUUUGUGUAGAUCUAUGCGUGUAUCGUCAUCUCCCCUCUGUGUGCGUGCCGUCUCUUCUCCAUUGGCGUCGAGCUGAGGGCCUUGGGGCCUUUAAUUCUCCCUUGUCUCCCCUUUUAAUCCUUGAAAGGAGCACACGCACCGCCUUUCUUUUCCUUUGUUCCUCCCUUUCUUUCCAUCUUAUCCCCCUUUCCAAGCUCUCAUCCUUUUUAUCCCUCUUUUUCUCAUAGUAUAGCUUUACUCUCUCUCUUCCGACGCCUUGCAUCAAAAGAGCAGCCAUGUCUUGGGUGAUGGAGUAAGUAGCAGUGCUACGCCACAAACGCAACCCUACAAGAGCACAGACAAAGGGCUAGGGCUAGGGAAGCCCAUGGAGGAGAUGCUCAUGGCUGGAAACACAAAUCCUAACCAGAAUCCGAAUCCCCCGCCGGCUGCGCCCUCGGCGGCACCGGGCGCCCAGAGGCCUACUGGCGCUCAGGCAGCAGCCGCGGCAGCGCCCGGCGCUGGCGCGGCCGCGGGGGCCGGCGCCGGCGCCGGCACGGAGCGGCGGGCGCGGCCGCAGAAGGAGAAGGCGCUCAACUGCCCGCGGUGCAACUCCACCAACACCAAGUUCUGCUACUACAACAACUACAGCCUGCAGCAGCCGCGCUACUUCUGCAAGACGUGCCGCCGCUACUGGACCGAGGGCGGCUCGCUCCGCAACGUCCCGGUGGGCGGCGGCUCCAGGAAGAACAAGCGCUCCUCCUCGGCCGUGUCGUCCGCGGCCGCGGCCGCGGCCUCCACUUCCGCGGCGGUGUCCGGCACGAUCCCCGUGGGGCUCGCGGCCAAGAACCCCAAGCUGAUGCACGAGGGCGCGCACGACCUCAACCUGGCGUUCCCGCACCACAACGGCCGCGGCCUGCAGCCGCCGGAUUUCGCGGCGUUCCCGAGCCUGGAGAGCAGCAGCGUGUGCAACCCCGGCGCGACCAUGGCGGGCAACGGCGCCGCUGGCAGGGGCGUGGGCGCGCUCUCGGCGAUGGAGCUGCUGAGGAGCACCGGCUGCUACGUCCCGCUGCAGCACGUGCAGCUAGGGAUGCCGGCCGAGUACGCGGCCGCGGGAUUUGCUCUCGGCGACUUCCGCAUGCCCCCGCCGCCGCAGUCUCAUCAGAGCGUGCUCGGGUUCUCGCUGGACACGCACGGCACGGGUGCCGGGGGUUACAGCGCCGGGCUGCAGGAGAGCGCGGCCGGCAGGUUGCUCUUCCCCUUCGAGGAUUUGAAGCCGGCGGUGAGCGCCGCAGCCGGGGCCGCGCACAACAACGGAGCCGGUCAGUACGAGCACAGCAAAGACCAAGCAGGCGACGGCAGCGGGGCCAGCGGCGUCACCGGCGGCCACGAGACUCCUGGAUUCUGGAGCAAUAGCAUCCUCGGGAACGGCAGCAGCAAUGGCGGCGGUGGGCCUUGGUGAGGCGGCGCGCCAUGCAUGGCUCAUGCACGCGCCGUUGUCAGCAUGUGGAGAUAGGGAUAGAGACAGAGAAGACAAGGAUCGGAGUUAAUAAGAGGUGGAGGUGAUUAGUGUUCACAUAUGGCGUUUGAUCUCUCUGGUUGUUUGGUUUCUUUUUUUUUCUUUCGGUUUCUUGGUGUUGUUCAUGUGUGUGGCGAUCGACUUUGGGGGCUAACACAGCAGGAUAUACAGAUUAUUAUUAAGGGUGGUGAACGAACCUGUGAUUUGCAGCUUCUCUCUUAGACGAUCUAUCAUUCUUCCUGAUCGUGUAAUCCAAGGAGCAAGCUGUGUUAAUCAUGUGCCAAUGUUGUGCAUGUAGAGUAUGUAUGUAUUAAUUGAGCAGCCUUAUUUUUACAUUCUUCCAAGUUAAAA